UACGUUGUGAACAAAGGAUCACAAUAGCUGUUAGUGCAUUGGUGAUGAUUGUGUGCUUCUAAUUUAAGUGGUGAACAAAAAUCUUUAUGCCAACCAUUACUAAUUUUACAGGAAGUGAAGGCUAUCAAAACCCAAUGGCGUCAGACCAGGAAUCGUGUUCCGAUGAGGAACCUGACAGCGAGAUGCUCAGUGAUGAUCUUUGUCUACCUGACAGUGAUGAUGAUCGACUCACAUCUAGAAAUUUAUCGAGCCUACCUGACGAUAUACCGGUGAAUUCUUGCAUCCUUCGUCCACCCCGGAAGAUGUUCACCAACUGUCGCGAGCGUUGGCGCCAGCAGAACGUCAGCGGGGCAUUCGCAGAGCUCCGACGACUGGUGCCGACACAUCCACCGGAUAAGAAGCUGUCUAAAAAUGAGAUCUUGAGGAUGGCUAUCAGGUACAUCGGUCUACUCUGCGAGGUAUUAGAAUGGCAGAAAAAUCACGGUCUGUUGACCAACAAAGAAAACUCGGGGUUGGCUAUAAAAUGCGAGCUACCGUUGAGCCCAACAUCCAGGCGUCUUCGCCAGAAAAGACCGUACGAUGAUGAGUUGAAAAGACCACUCCAGGAGAGUGAUUUCAUCAGAUACGGAAACGAAGAAAACGAGGAAGUAUUUAGGAAAUACCAAAGACUGCCGUCAAAAGAAUAUUUGUUUGGAAAAGACCAUUUGAAGAUGUUGAGGGGCCCAUAUUUUCUCCCGAGAUGGCGACAGAUGCCACUACGGAAUGUUACUGGAGAAAGAAACGGUAAUAACCUGCUGAUGAUUGCACCGGCUAGCAAAGAAGACGAGAAGAAUUGUAAAGAUAAAUCGGAUAAAGAAAAGUAACUGUAUGAAGUUGCGAUAGUUUCAGAGUUGACUCUGGAUUAUUCAGUAGAACGUACUAUUAUCUAUUCUGUGGUAGAACUUAAAGUUCCUGUUUAAAAAUUUGUUGUAAUUUAGGAGUC
Aricia agestis (brown argus) is the source of this 982-nucleotide messenger RNA. RefSeq lists its product as uncharacterized. The transcript is spliced from 4 exons. Bases 87 to 863 code for a protein of 258 amino acids. Lineage: Eukaryota; Metazoa; Arthropoda; Insecta; Lepidoptera; Lycaenidae. The record is from RefSeq and is a predicted model, not a curated record. Gene Ontology annotation, biological process: regulation of transcription by RNA polymerase II. Gene Ontology annotation, molecular function: RNA polymerase II cis-regulatory region sequence-specific DNA binding; DNA-binding transcription factor activity, RNA polymerase II-specific; protein dimerization activity.